Molecule: messenger RNA, 1410 nt
Organism: Choloepus didactylus (southern two-toed sloth)
Lineage: Eukaryota; Metazoa; Chordata; Mammalia; Pilosa; Megalonychidae
Product: tripartite motif-containing protein 60-like
Exons: 4
Coding region: 1-1410 (469 amino acids)
Molecular function (GO): zinc ion binding
Source: RefSeq, a predicted model, not a curated record
AUGGCCUCUUUGAGAGACCUCCAAGAAGAGGCCAGCUGCCCCCUCUGCCUGGAUUUCCUGAGAGACCCAGUAACCACUGACUGUGGGCACAACUUCUGUGGCUCCUGCAUCCACCAGUGCUGGGAAGAUCUGCAGGACACCUUCCCCUGCCCUGUCUGCCUCCACCACUGCUCCAAUGGGUACUUCAAGAGGAACGCCCAAUUGUGCCACAUGAUGGAAAUUGUGAAGCAACUCCCCACCAGCAGUAGCAAGAGGAAAUACCAAGAAGAGAAAUCCCUGUGUGAGAAGCACAAUUGGGUUGUGACCCUGUUCUGUGAGCAGGACAUGGAGCUAUUGUGUGCCCAGUGCAGGGUCUCCUCUGACCACCUGAUGCCUCUUGAGCAGGCUGCAGCUACUCACAGGAAGAAGCUCAAAAGCUACAUUGGAUCCCUGAAGGAGAACAUCGAAAGUGCUGAGAAGAAUCUUGAAAUCCAACUCUUAAAAUCAUGUGAAUUGAAAGGGGACGUGGAAAAGUGGAGGAGGAAAUUAAACUCUGAAUUUGAGAAGCUGGAGUGUUUCUUAGCGAAGGAGCAGGAAGCAACUCAUAACAGACUACUAAAUGAAGAAAAGAACAUUGAAGACAAAUUAACUGAGAACAUAAGCCAAAUUUCACAAUAUUUGUCAACAAUGAAAAAUCUGAUAUGUGAAAUAACAAAGACGUAUGUACAGACAGAUGUGGAUUUACUGAAAGGAAUUGAAAGUAUUUUCAACAAGCAUGAAAACCUAAAAACCCCGGAAGUCUUCUCAUACGAAUUACAGAAAGAGAGGUUUAGCCUCCCUCUGCAAUAUUUUGGCCUGCAAAAACUGAUCAGCAUAUUUAAGGUAGAUUUAACAUUAGAUCCUAAAACUGCUCACCCAAAUCUUAUCAUCUUAGAAGACAGAAAAACUGCCAUAUUUGGAGUGAUGAAACCAAAAUGUCUUCCUCAAUCCAAGGCAUUUACUUCUUACCAGGCUGUCCGGAGUUGUGAGGGCUUUGAUGCUGGAAGACAUUUUUGGCAAGUAGAAUUUGCCAACCACAAAAUUUUCUGUAAAGCCCAUAGAGAUGCCGAGAUCUGCUCCACCCCAACUGCUCCCAUGAACAUCAGUCAGUGCAGUGCAGUGAAGAGUGGAACUGUCUGUGGAGACCGCUCUCUCUGGGAGCCUUUAGAUACAGAACUGCAACAUGUAGCUCCUCACAGGAAGAAGCUCAAAAGCUCCACUGAGCCCCUGAAACAGCAAGUUGAAGAUGCUGAAAAGGUGUAUGAAAUCCAGGUUUCAAAAUCACUUGAGUUGAGAUUAGAAAUGUUAAGAGAAAAGGCCUCCAGGAAAGGAAACAACCUACAGGGUUUGAAGGAUGAAGCAGACCAGGUUCAGACCAAAACAGUCAACUGA